Molecule: messenger RNA, 1329 nt
Organism: Aspergillus terreus NIH2624
Lineage: Eukaryota; Fungi; Ascomycota; Eurotiomycetes; Eurotiales; Aspergillaceae
Exons: 1
Coding region: 1-1329 (442 amino acids)
Source: RefSeq, a predicted model, not a curated record
AUGUCGACCCAAUCUCCUGCUCCUCCGACGCCGAAGCAAACCCGGGGCAACCGUCGCAACCAGAAGAGAAAUACCACCCCGUCCACACAAAAGGUUGCUCUGCUCUCGACGCCUCCCUCAUCUCCUCCGCGAAACCUGAGCCCUGGUGGAACAGCCACGGAUUCAUCGAACAAUCCCAACGCUUCCAAAAAGAAGGGCGUUCGCUCCAACAAGAAGCCGCGCGAGGCGCCGAAGGCUUCCCCCGCUCAGCGGAACGGCCAUCGCCACACGUCCUCGAACCCAAAUAACGCUGCGAUCCCUCAGAUGAACAGCCCGCAUUACGCCGGGCCCACUUUCCACGCUUCCCCAGCACCCUCUGCUCUUCCGAUCCCAAGCUUCUUCUCCAAGUCCAUGCCCGAUUCUGAGGCUGCGCCGGUGCUAGAAUCAGAAGGGGAUAAUUUUGAUGGCGAUCCUGAGCUUGAAACGACCCCUUCGAAGCCGAGGCAGCGCCCUCACUAUGAGCCCGAGGGGCCGAAGUCCACUCCUCUCGAUUUCCUUUUUAAAGCGGCUGUCGAGGCAAGGAAUUCACAGCCACAACGGAGCCCCGAACCGAACAUCCGUACCCGCUCUCCACACACAGAUUCCAAAGCUCUGCCACAGCGGACGUCUGUCCGUCCUCCAAAUGGCAUGUUCCCUUUCGAAAUGGAGACGCCCGAGACUCGCAACUCGCAGAUCGGGCCGUCCUUCGCGCCGUCCUACAAGGAUCGCAUGAAUGCUUUGCGUUCCUCCAAUUCUCCCUCUCCGCAAGCAGCGGAACUUGAUGAAAACCAACGACGGAUGAAGACGGAGGCCUUGAAGAGCUUACUGCUCAACCCUCGACCUCAAAGACCCUCGGCGUCAACUUUGAACGGGACCCAGUCCGUUGACCGGUCGAACAGUAGCCCCAAUGUGCCUCAUUUUGCAACGCCGUUCAGGGCGACUACUGGACCACCACCUCCGUCUUCCCGCAUGCCGUUAGAACAUUAUCACGCAAAUGGACAUCGUUCGCAAUACCCCCAGCAAACAUCACCUUAUAAUUCACCGAUGGGGAAGGAUGUGCGGCCAAAUCCGGUAAACGGCCCCUACUCCACCCAGGGCGGGUAUGACCAGGCGAAGUUUGCGAAUCAUCACCCCCAACGCCCCAUGCAUUCGCCUGCUCGCCACCCGUCACCUCCGUCCCGAAACGUGUCGGGCAGCCCGUCCACCAAGGGUCUCGAUACGAAGAAGAUGGAGGACGAUUUACGAAGAAUUUUGAAGCUUGAUGUGAAUCCGGGAUUCCCCUCAAGCAGCAUCCAGAGCUCGUACGCCUGA